This is a messenger RNA of Chara braunii, 3322 nucleotides long. NCBI's taxonomy places the organism in Eukaryota, Viridiplantae, Streptophyta, Charophyceae, Charales, Characeae. The record is from the annotation of a GenBank genome assembly.
AGAAUCGUGCAGGUUUUUUAUUUUUAUUAUUAGUAUUUUAUCUUUUUUUGGGAGGAGGAACGGGGGGGCGUAUGACAGGAGAUGUGGAUAUGGCAAGGAGAGGGGGAUAUGGAGAGGAGGAGGAGGAUGUGGACAAGGAGGACAAGGAGGAGGCGGAGUCGAGAUGGAGGAGAAGAGAUGGACGGAGGGAAAAGAAGGAGGGGCAGGAGGAGGACGAGUCGGAGGAGGAGGAGACAUGGACGGCGAGGAAGGGCAGGACACGAGAAAGGGGAGGACACGAGGAAGGGAAGGAGACGAGGAGGCAUGGAAAAUGAGGAAGUACGAGGAGGAGGAGGAGACAACGAGGAUGAGGAAGGGCAGGAGGAGGACGACAAACAGGAGGAGGAGGAGGAGGAGGAGGAGGAGGAGGAGACGAAAAGGAGAAGGGAGGAGGAGACAUGGAGGAUGAGGAAGGGGAAGAGGAGCAAGCAACAUCAAUCGGUUCCGGCGGAUGACGAAAUAAGUGAGAUGAAGGAAUAUUUUAGAAAAAAGGUGCAGAAACAGAAAAUGGAAGAGGAAAGGAGGGAGAAAGAAGUCGAGUUGAGGAAACGAAGGGAGGAGGAAGAGAGGAAGGAAGCCGAUACGAUUAGGGAGGCGGAGGCCAGGGAGGCGAGACUGGAGGCAAGGCUCGUAAGGCUGAUGAGCGCGCACGCGAAAACGGUUAAUCCGGCGGCAGCCCAGGGAGUGAAGAAGAAAUCCCCCAAGUCGAAAGCGCGCAUGUUGAGAGAAAUAACAAGCUAUCUAGACGAAUCAGAGGACGAAAGUGACAAAGUGAGGGAGGAAGCGGGGAGACUUGUAGAUGCUAUCGAGAGGAGGAAAGGGAAGCGUAAGAUGGUCGAGGGCGAGAGGAGAACGGCGGCGAUACGGACGAACGCCACUCGAGCAGCACCGAUUGUGGUGGAAGAUAUUCCAGACGACGAUGUUCGAACUCCGAUAGCCAAGGGGAGGAAGGCCAGCAACAAUGCAGCAUAUGACGAAGUGUUAGAGUUCGUGAUUGAGAUGCAUCGGAAGCUUUCUGCAAAGAAGGCACCCGAUCGACGGAAGAUGUGCAAUGAAGAGGGUAUAGAAUGGACGAGAAAGGAAGCUGCCGUGAGUGAAUUGGUGAGGUGCAGAACGAGACUCGUGUAUGGAGAGAUGACCGAAUCAUCGCAAAUGUCCCCGCUAUCAGUGCAGGGGCACGUGAAGGUGAGAAUGGAUGAUGUAACGUGUGUUCCGGCGUUUCUGAAGAACUCUAGGAAUGUGACAAGCGGUGACGAGGUGUCCGGAGAGACUAUUCGGGCAAGCAUACUCCAAGCACUGAGGCCGUGGAGCAAAGGGAGGAGAAUCGGUGUGAGGGACGAGGAUCUAAGUAGAUGUAUCGUGAGACGGAGGGUGGAGAGUAUGCGCGCAAUGAAAAGUGACGAAGUAAGGAUGUGGAGCAGAACGUUUGAGAAUCUGUUAAAAGUCCCGUUCGAUAGGAAUCCCGGAGCUACACUACUGAUAUGCCCGGUGCUGUACAUGCACGCAUGCAAAUUGAGCUUCAACUGGAAUCUGAGCUUUUUGCCGGUUCAGAAGCCUGAGGCCGAGAUUAUAGAAGAGAUGAAGCGGCGAUACGUGGAGAAAGGGAUGACCAGGAUAGCUGGGUGGGCAAAUGGAGGUGAGAUCGGCCAAGCGUACGUUAUGCCGAAAGACAAAGAUCUGGACAGAUGGAGACCCAUCUCUCCGGCGUCUAAGGAUCCUGCCCGAUUGGCAGGAGCAAGGCUGGGGCGUGCAGUAAGGUACAUGCUGUCGAGUACCAGAAAUGUGGAGUACUUCGAUCUGCGUGCCACCGAUGAUAUGCGACGACGGUGUGAAGGGAUCCGUGAGGAGAUGAAGAAGGUAGCGGUCGGAAUGGUAGCAAGAAGCUACGACGUCAAGGAUAUGUUUGCGAGGUUGGCACAUGAGAGCGUAAUGGAUGCAGUAUCAUGGGUGAUCGCGAGGCAUCAGCAUCGAAAGUUCGUAGGGGUGAGGGUGAGCAAGAGGGGUAAGUUAUGCAUGAUGGCAAAAAAUACGAGGAAGAGUGAAGGGUUUGUUCUCCUUGACUUUGCUCUGAUAAAAGAAGGCGUGAGGUUUGAACUGGAUAACACCUUCGUGAAGAGUGCUGGGGAGACUCUGAAACAGCUGCUUGGAAUUCCUAUGGGGAGGAAUUCCAGCCCGGCCCUCGCAUGCGUAGUGUGCGCGAGGUCUGAAGCUGUGUUUAUGGAAUCUCUAGGGAGAGACAGAGAGUUGAUAAGAGGAAUGAUGAUGGUAGACGACAUCGCUGUAUUCGUGGGUUGCGAUCUGACUGACCAUGGUUCACGAUGUAAGACUAAGCAGAUCUUCGCGAGUUUCGAAGACUGCUAUGAUAGAAGCCUCAAGUUGGUGAGGAAGGACGAGGGCACGAAUGCCUUCGAAUUUCUGGGUAGUCGGUUAAUGGUCGAGUAUGCACCAAUCCAGAUUCACGUUCUCCCUCGGACAAGAAAUCAGCAACAUCUGGCGGAAUCAGGCAGUAUCAGGGUCCAUUCCAUGCAAGAUUUUGAUUCGUACUCGAAGAAAUCAGUGAAAAAGGCGACACUUUUUGCAAGCAUGGUUAGGGCAUUACGAGCGUCUACGUCGGUUGAAGCUACAAUGGCAACGGUGACAGCCAGUAUGAUAGAAGCACGCCUUCGGGGAUACCCCCCGGAGGUCUCUCUCGCUGCUUUGGCAAAGUUUGCCAAAUUUUCCGGGAGUCCCUGGAAGGAAGAACUUUCCAGGAUGUACCCCGGAAUUGAGAAGUAUCUGUAGGAYGGCAUGGGAGGCCGCAUCACGAAGUGACGAUCUGGUUUUUCAGGCAUAGCGUGGGUUUUGAAUCCUAAGCCAGGAAGGGUGUAUACUAACGAAGCAAAAACGAAAUGUGAAUGGUUUUUGGGCGGGAGGAUCUGAGUGGGUUUUUGGUAAAUCUAUAUGCGCGUGGAUUUUGCGUUUGGAUUUUGCRAAUUGUGCCGAACRCAGUAGACUGUAUAUUACUUAAAUUGUAGUACAAACCGGAGAUAAUUACCAUAUAAAGCUGUGACGAGAAUUUCUGCGCCUAUAUCGCUGGUCAGUGAAACAGGUAAGGCAUACGAAGGUGACUCGGCUGAGUAAAGGAGAUAGCGUGAGCGAGAGUUCACRCGGGAGUGCACAUAUCGGAGAUACAGAGGUAAGACAGGGACCAGAUACACAAAGAGGUGAGACGGUGAGAGGUGAGGGMGGGAGGUGGGGAAUGAGGAAGAGAAAAGAAGCACAGAAAUGAACGUGGACAACACGA